This is a messenger RNA of Zea mays, 588 nucleotides long. RefSeq names its product elongation factor 1-alpha-like. The coding region runs from base 1 to 558 and encodes 185 amino acids. Lineage: Eukaryota; Viridiplantae; Streptophyta; Magnoliopsida; Poales; Poaceae. The record is from RefSeq and is a predicted model, not a curated record. The transcript has 2 exons. Gene Ontology annotation, molecular function: GTP binding; GTPase activity.
AUGGGCAAGGAGAAAUCCCACAUCAACAUUGUGGUUAUUGGCCAUGUCGACUCUGGCAAGUCGACUACCACUGGCCACCUGAUCUACAAGCUUGGAGGCGUUGACAAGCGUGUCAUCGAGAGGUUCGAGAAACAGGCUGCUGAAAUGAACAAGCGGUCCUUCAAGUACGCCUGGGUGCUCGACAAGCUCAAGGCUGAGCGUGAGAGAGGCAUCACUAUUGAUAUCGCUCUGUGGAAGUUCGAGACCACCAAGUACUACUGUACGAUCAUUGAUGCCCCUGGACACCGUGACUUCAUCAAGAACAUGAUCACUGGUACCUCCCAGGCUGACUGUGCUGUUCUUAUCAUUGACUCCACCACUGGUGGCUUUGAGGCUGGUAUCUCCAAGGAUGGCCAGACCCGUGAGCAUGCUCUCCUUGCUUUCACUCUUGGAGUGAAGCAGAUGAUUUGCUGCUGCAACAAGAUGGAUGCAACCACUCCGAAAUACUCCAAGGCACGUUAUGAUGAGAUUGUGAAGGAAGUCUCAUCCUACCUCAAGAAAAGUUGGAUACAACCCUGAUAAGAUCGCCUUUGUCUCCAUCUCUGGUUU